This is a messenger RNA of Eimeria acervulina, 3108 nucleotides long. RefSeq names its product insulysin, putative. Gene Ontology annotation, molecular function: metalloendopeptidase activity; metal ion binding. Gene Ontology annotation, biological process: proteolysis. The coding region runs from base 1 to 3108 and encodes 1035 amino acids. Lineage: Eukaryota; Apicomplexa; Conoidasida; Eucoccidiorida; Eimeriidae. The record is from RefSeq and is a predicted model, not a curated record. The transcript has 8 exons.
AUGAGGAACGUGGCAAGUGUUGGUCUUUGCGUUGGACUCUCUGCGAUUGGCGCCCUGGCCAGCGACAUUCUUAAGCCAGAGGCCGAUUACCGAGAUUUCCGCCACUACCAGCUUAGCAAUGGCAUGCACGCUAUAGCUGUGCAUCACCCGCGAUCUAAUGAGGCAGGCUUUGCAGUGGCAGCGAAUACUGGCAGCUUGUACGAUCCUGAAGAUGUACCUGGUCUGGCCCACUUCCUGGAGCAUAUGUUGUUCCUUGGGACAUCAAAAUAUCCGGAGCCGGAGAGCUACGACAGCUUCCUGACACAGAACGGAGGGGCAAACAAUGCUUACACUGACGAGGAAAAAACGGUCUUUUUCAACAAGGUCACGGACAGUGCCUUCGAAGAAGCCUUAGACCGUUUUGCAGAGUUCUUUAAAUCUCCACUCUUCAACCGCCAGUAUGAAGAAAAAGAGGUUAACGCGAUUGACGCGGAGCACCAGAAAAACAUCCCGAACGACGACGAGAGAGCGUGGUACACGAUCCGAUCUCUGGCAAAAGGACCAAUGUCUCGAUUUGCUACUGGUAACGCGGAAACCCUGAGUACCUACCCAAAAGCCAACGGGAUCGACCUGGUUGAUCGCCUACGGGACUUCCACAGCAAGUACUACUGCGGGUCAAACAUGGUUGCUGUCACUAUUUCGCCGCGUUCUCUUGAUGAACAAGAGUCGCUGAUAAGGGAAAAGCUUGAAGGCAUAUCCGCUGGUCACGCUGACUGGCUUGGAAUGGUCCAGUGCCCUGGACCCAUGUUCGAUACUGUCAAGCCCUUCGACCACACCAACAGUGGAAAGUUCAUCCACUUGCAAAGCUUCUCAUCGCAGCCUAGUCUCUGGGUUGCCUUUGGCCUUCCAGCAACGCUUACAUCUUAUAAAAAACAGCCAACCAGCGUCCUGACCUAUCUGCUUGAGUACACUGGAGAGGGAUCUUUGGCAAAACGCCUUCGGCUUCUUGGGCUUGCUGAUGGAAUCUCACCUGCCGUGGAUAGGAAUUCCAUAAGCACCCUGCUUGGCAUAAAGGUGGAUCUGACUCAGAAAGGCGCGGCCCAUCGUGGACUUGUACUGCAGGAGAUAUUUUCAUAUAUCAACUUCCUGAGAGACCACGGUGUUGGCCAUGACUUAGUUUCUACUAUGGCCCAACAGUCGCACAUCGACUUCCACACAACACAACCCAGCUCAUCCAUUAUGGACGAAGCAGCGCGUCUUGCACACAAUCUCCUAACUUACGAGCCCUACCACGUCGUUGCUGGAGAUUCGUUGUUGAUUGAUGCAGACCCUCGCCUGACGAAUCAGCUCCUCCAAGCGAUGUCCCCAUCGAAAGCGAUAAUUGCCUUCUCCGAUCCUGAUUUUACUUCGAAAGUGGACAACUUCGAAACGGAUCCUUACUACGGGGUGCAAUUCAGAGUGCUCGACCUGCCGCAGCACCACGCAGUGGCAAUGGCCGUCUUAACUGCCUCGCCAAACGCUUUCCGCAUGCCGCCUCCUCUGAUGCACAUUCCCAAGGCCUCUGAGUUAAAGAUCCUCCCUGGUCUUCUGGGCCUCACAGAGCCAGAACUCAUUAGUGAGCAAGGAGGCAACGCAGGAACUGCUGUAUGGUGGCAGGGACAAGGUGCAUUUGCCCUGCCCAGGAUCGCUGUCCAGCUAAACGGAAGCAUUUCAAAAGAAAAGGCAGAUGUGCUGUCUCGAACUCAAGGGUCCCUAGCACUUGCUGCCAUUGCAGAGCAUCUACAAGAGGAGACAGUGGAUUUCCAGAAUUGCGGCAUCACCCACAGUCUGGCAUUCAAAGGGACUGGAUUCCACAUGACCUUCGAAGGCUAUACGCAAGCGCAGCUAGGCAAGGUCAUGGCGCACGUGGCGAGUCUUCUGAGCGAUCCUUCAAUGGUGGAACCUGAGCGGUUUGAAAGGAUAAAGGAAAAACAGAUCAAGCUACUCGCUGACCCAGCAACCAGCAUGGCAUUUGAACACGCUCUCGAAGCUGCAGCAAUUUUAACGCGAAAUGACGCGUUUAGUCGGAAGGACGUGCUCAACGCGCUUCAACAAUCCAACUACGAGGAUUCAAUCGCCAAGCUCAGCGAGCUAAAGAAUAUCCACGUCGACGCAUUUGUCAUGGGAAACAUUGACCGCGACCAAUCCUUAGCCAUGGUUGAAGACUUUCUGGAACAGGCGGGAUUCACCCCUAUUGCUCAUGACGAUGCCGUGGCGUCUCUUGCGAUGGAACAGAAACAGACCAUUGAGGCAACCCUGGCGAACCCCAUCAAGGGCGAUAAAGACCAUGCCAGCUUGGUCCAGUUCCAGCUGGGUAUUCCCUCAAUUGAGGAUCGUGUGAACCUCGCCGUUCUAACUCAGUUCCUCAACCGCCGCAUAUAUGACUCACUUCGCACGGAAGCUCAGUUGGGAUAUAUUGCUGGAGCAAAGGAGUCCCAAGCUGCCUCAACAGCUCUCCUUCAGUGUUUUGUCGAGGGCGCGAAGACACAUCCUGAUGAAGUUGUGAAGAUGAUUGACGAAGAAUUGACAAAGGCGAAAGAAUACCUUGCCAACAUGCCUGAUGCUGAAAUGGCUCGCUGGAAAGAGGCAGCCCAUGCAAAGCUCACUAAGAUGGAGGCAAACUUCUCCGAAGACUUCAAGAAAUCGGCUGAGGAGAUUUUCUCCCACUCAAACUGCUUCACCAAAAGAGACCUGGAAGUCAAGUACUUGGACAACGAUUUCUCGCGCAAGCAAGUUCUCCGCACUUUCGCAAGGCUCUCUGACCCUUCAAGGAGAAUGGUUGUGAAGCUGGUUGCCGAUCUGGAACCCGAGAAGGAAGUCACCCUCAUUGGGGAGGCAAAAACGCAAGAAACAACCCUCCUUCGCCAUGGUGACAACGGUAAGAUUCUAUUCGCUCAUCCUUCUCUUACAUGCUAUAUUAACGAAGUUCGUUUAGCUGAGGAACUCGUCAAAGCCCCGACGAAGCUUCUCAGUCUCGAGGACAAGUUCGUUUCGCAAGUGCAGGAAGCUAAUGGCUACUUCCCAGAUGUCUCCGUGUGCGAGCUGCCCCCAAGCCUUCUGUCAUUAUUUGAACUCUUGGAGGACCUUUGA